Molecule: messenger RNA, 31891 nt
Organism: Podarcis lilfordi (Lilford's wall lizard)
Lineage: Eukaryota; Metazoa; Chordata; Lepidosauria; Squamata; Lacertidae
Source: the annotation of a GenBank genome assembly
CGCUGCUGACAGGCCUGCGCCCCUCCCCUCAGGAGCGGCCUCCGCCUCCUCAGCCCCCUCAGGCCGCCUUCCUCCGCCGGGCCUUCCCGCUUCCUCCGAGGCGCGGCUUCGGGGCCUAGCCGGCAGCAGCAGCAGCUGACUGGGGCGCCUCUGCCUGGGCGGAGCCGCCUCGCAGGCCCCGAGGAGCCGGGGAAGCGCCCAGCCGCGGCCUGGCGAGGGACGGUUUCUGGCGGAGGAGGAGCAGCGGCGGCAGCGGGAGGAGGAGGAGAGCUCGGGACUCGGCCGCCGCCGCCGAGAGAGGCCAUGGAGGAGGCCUGGUCCGGGCGGCGGGGGGCGGGCCUGCGGGGGCGGCUGAGGGACGGCGACGGAGCAGGGACCGGCGCCAUGGCGGCCGUCACGCCCGAGCUCUUCGAGGUGAGGGGUUUGGGGGGGACGACGUGGGGCGGGGCGGGGGAAGAGAGAGGGAGCUGUCACUGGGGCAAGAUGGGGGGGGGGGCGAGAGAGAAUGGGGUGUGUGGGGUGAUGCCCGCUCCCCUCUCCUCCUCAUGGGGUGGGGAGAGAUGUCUCCCUCUCAUGUGGGGGGAUAUUCCUCUUCUCAUGUGGGGUGGCACCCCCUAUCAUGUGGGGGGAUACCUCCUCUCAUCAUGGGGGUAUCCCUCUCCUCAUGUGGGGGGCACAACCUUUCCUCAUGUGGGGUGGCACCCCCUCUCCUCAUGUGUGGGGGGGAUAUCCAUCUUCUCAUGUGGGGUGGCACCCCCUAUAUUGGGGGGAUACCUCUCGUCAUGUGUGGGGGGGGAUAUCCAUCUUCUCAUGUGGGGUGGCACCCCUUCUCAUGUGGGGGGCACACCCUUUCCUCAUGUUGGGUGGCACCCCUCAUGUGUGGGGGAUAUCCCUCUUCUCAUGUGGGGUGGCGCCCCUUCUCCUUAUUUGGGAUGAUACCAUGUGGGGUGAAACCCCGUGUCUUGCAGUGGGGCACCCCCUAGGGAGGGAGUGUUUUCUUUGAGGUGAGGAAAUAGGCAGAUUGUUUCUUUGGGGGGGGUGGGGGGGUCUUGUCCCUCCGGGGAGUGAAGUAUUGAAGGCAAGCAGAGUGACAAGGGGUGGUUUCAUUGAUUUAGUUAUUGCAUUUUCUAUACCGCUUUUCGUUCACACGAAUCCCGGAGCGGCUUAUGGACAAUGAGUGAUAGCAGCGUAGAAUGUCACAAACGCAGCAUAAAUCAUAUAGAAUAGUUAACAAAUCACCGGAGAAGCAGUCGCAACCUGCAAAAAACGCUGUUGACAAAGCAACAGCUAAGAAAUAAACAAAACACCAGAAUUAAAGCAAAUGUCAUAUGAUUAACAAAUCAUAUGAUCUGUCUAUAAUCUAUUAACAAGCAUUUAUAAUCUAUACAAUAUUAACAACAUAGCAAGAAUAGCAAGCAAAUAACAAUAAUAAUAGUAGCAAGCAAAAAAUAAGCAAAACCCUAUUAAGUUCAUACAUGGAGAUGAGGGGAGAGGAAGAUGGGUGGGCAAAGUCCCAGCCUCAGGCGGCAAAGGGGUGCAAAUGGCAUGCUCCUUUGUCUAUAAACUUGCCUUUUUCUAUGUCUGCUGAGGAGGAAGAGGGUUUAGGUUGAGCUGAUUUUGGGGAGGGGGGAGCGUCACUGAAGGGGAGAGGGAAGGAAAGGCAAGCGUGGGGGAAGGGAGCUGUCAGUGGGGCAGCAAGGGUCUCUGGGGAGAGCAAAAUGGGUGUGUGUUUUGAAGGGAAAGGUGGGGAGGGGCAGCUGUCAGCGAUGUAGUGGGGUAACAUCUUGUGUCUGUUAGGUCAGAAAUAGGGAGGCAUAAGGUUGGUCUUAGAGGGGAAAGGAUUGGGGCGGGGGAAGCGUCUUAGUACAUAGACUUUCCCCUCACCCCUUACUUUGACAGCCACGUGAAAUGGAGAAAUGACCCCCCCCCCCCCCGAGAUGGAGAUGCAGCGGCAGGCAAAAGAUUCUCCUGCUGGGUUAUUUGCUUGUCAUGCAGCUGUUGGUGUUGAUGCUUUACUAGGAUUAAAAAAUAAUAACAAAUUGGGAAGCCUCACGUGUGGCACAGGGCGAAUGAGAUGGGGAGCGAGAGAUUGUGAACGGUGGGUGGAAAUUGGGGAGCCACUGUUUUGGAGGUGUAGUAGGGUGGGUAAGAUGCUUCUUUGGGUUGUGUCUGCAAAGAUGAUGAAGUUUAGCGAGAGAGACAAAUUCAGAACAACAACAACAACAACAACAACAACAACAACAACAAUAAUAAUAAUACAGUAAUAGGCAAUUUCCCCCCUCGGAACUGGUGGCAUUGCUGCUGUUCCCCCCAAAAUAUUGUAGUAGAACUUCUAAGGUUAUUUUUAUUGGAGGGGAAAGGUCUUAGCCCACUUUCCUCCAAUAUUGAGGUAAUCAUGGCAUUGAACAAUCCCUGGUCCAGUGCUGACGGGACUGAAAGGGCGGAAAGCAAGGAGGCCAGGGUCAGAAAGAACUAACAAAUUCUAGUUUCAUCUCCAUCCUCUUUCCUGAUGAGUUCUCCAAAGGCAGCAGACUAAGGAGGAGGAGGCUGACAGCCAGUGCUUGUAAGUAAGAAGGUGGACUGGUGGGGGCUGGUGGGGCAGCUCCCCAUCUGCCCUGUUGGAACAGCCUCCACUGCUCUGGCCUUGAGUAUUCUUUGCAGCCCUAAGCUGCCGAAGAAGUCAUAUACUGAUUUGUAUUAAGAGAUGGUCUAUGGUUGCCACUCCUUCUUUUCUUGGCAUGUCUUCGCCUUGGGCCCAUAACACCUGCAUUUCAGGCAGAAGUGCAGCUGGCAUGGAGAUGGGAUUUCAUUUGCUGCAUUUCUUCCACUUCUGUAGCUGUUCAAGGACAGGAGCCCUGCUAGGAAAGAGACUGGCUAAACAAAGUGACCAGUCGCACCUUAGGCCAGACACGUUUCUUUGAAAUACCCUGCAAACGGAUGCAUGUGUUUAUGUUUACAGGCUACAAGAAGCAGCUGCCAUAUUUUAUUAAUUUAUGUAAACACUUCUCCUCCACCUUUCAGCCCAUGAAGUGGCCCCAAUCAUCUUCCAACUUAAAGAUAAUAUAUACGAUAAAAGCAAGGCACGUCAAAUAGCCUCAGCUGGUCUGUUAAAUUUAUAUCCCUAUGUUUCAGUUUGUACUGGAACUUGCGAGAUGGUUUUCGUUGUGAACAAGCAUGAAGAUACACAGGGGUAUUUUGCCUUUGGAACAACCCCCAAUUCCAGAGCCUGACUGUAACUGUACCUGUAACUUGGCCUAAGCACAUGCAACCAAAAGAACCUUGAACCCAUUCCUUGUUUUACCCUGCCUCCAUUUCCUUCCACUUCCUCUGUAGUUUCCUUUGAAUUGAUUCCUGCAUAGCAGAGGGUUGGAAUAGAUGACCCUCAGGGUCCCUUCCAACUCUACAAUUCUAUGAUGCUGUGAACGCUGCAAUAUUUAUCUGUAAAUGGGAGGCAUACUAAGGAAGCAUAAUCACCAGAAGUAGCAGCAGUGAAAGGAAGAUUACAUUCAUUGUGUGGUGGUUCAAAUGGCAGUUCAAAUGCCUAGGGACUGGCCUGCCAGGCAGUUUGAGUAACCCAGACAUAAUGUAACACUGGCAUGCACUCAUCGUACUGUAACAUGACCGCUGUGAUUAGUGGAAGAGAGGGGAAAACAGAUGAUUUCAUCUGUGCAGAUCUAUCAGCCAUCCUUAAAUACAAAGAGGUUUCCAGAGAAUGUGAACCUUGGAUCUCUAGGUCUGUGGCGUUCUGCGUACUUAGCUGGAGAGUGUGUCUCCUAAAUUCAAUUGGGCUUAAUUUCUGGGUAAUGGUUAGGGUUGCACUGUAAAUGUACCACUGUGGUAGACAAUAUUCCACUUGCCAAAAGUUUUAAAGAACUUUUGGCAUGAUUACUGGCUUUACAAUUAAGUGUAGGCCAUACAGAGUCUUCCAGUUUUGCAGGCAGCCCCAUUAGCUAGCAAUGCAAUAUGUAUUGUUAUUAGAUUACAGAAAAAUUGGGCAGUGUGGAAUGUUCUCACAGUUGGCAGGUGUACAGAAGAAAUUGAUGUUCCAUUGGAAUAAACAUUCCUCCUCUGCAUUAUAUCAUAAAUGUUCCAGGUAGUGUUCAGUUUGGGCAACAUAUGCCCUAAUGAUUCAUUUUGUGCUAUGUUUCCAUCCAUUUCACGACCACAGUGGACCUUGCCCAGCACAUUGACUAUCAUUUGGUGGCCUGCUUCCCACUUCAUUGUGCUUCGUUGUACUUACCUGGGAAUAAGUCCUGGGCACUCAGUAAGGUUUGGGUGCUUCUGUAGAGGUAAAGGGACCCCUGACCAUUAGGUCCAGUUGUGACCGACUCUGGGGUUGCGGCACUCAUCUCGCUUUAUUGGCCGAGGGAGCUGGCAUACAGCUUCCGGGUCAUGUGGCCAGCAUGACUAAGCCGCUUCUGGCAAACCAGAGCAGUGCACGGAAAGGCCUUUUACCUUCCCGCCAGAGCGGUACCUAUUUAUCUACUUGCACUUUGGCAUGCUUUCGAACUGCUAGGUUGGCAGGAGCAGGGACCGAGCAACGGGAGCUCACCCCGUCGUGGGGAUUCGAACUGCUGACCUUCUGAUCAGCAAGUCCUAGGCUCUGUGGUUUAACCCACAGUGCCACCUGCGUCCCUGGGUGUUUCUGAAUGGGGACUUAAUAUUGUAAAUGCGUAUUUGGAUAUUGCAGAUGGGUUGCUGGCAACAGGAUUUUUUUUAGCAUGUUGGGUUUUCUUCAGAAAGGGUAAAUCUGGCUUAAUUUUGGGGUGGAGGGAAGUAUAGGCUGGCUUUUAUGCUAAUAAUGUUGUUUGGACACUGUGAGCUUGCACACUUGAGGAGCACCAAUCUAACAAUAAACCCAGGUGUGGAAGCAACCUUUUUGCUUUGUUGACUCACAUGUGAUUGUAGUGCAUGUCUCUCAGAGUGGCAUGCUAUGCAAACAAUAAAACACUACGUUAAAUCUGUUCAGAUCUUAGAAGCAAUAGCCAGGGGCCAGUGAAAUCAGUAAAUCCAUAAAACUAAAACUGACUGAUAUAAAACAUGUCGGUUGCCCCUAGGAAAACAAAAAAGCAUUUGCCUGCUGCUGAAAGUACAUCAAGGUUGGCACCAGGCAGGUGUCUCUGGGGCGGGCAUGCUAUCGACAGAGCUUCACAGCCAAGAGCACCCUCUCCCCAGUCAUCACCUGCCUAACGUCACAUAGCACAAGGACCAAGAGGAGGGUCUCCGAAGAUGAACGAAGGCUCAUGCUGAAAUGGACUGACAGCUAGUGUUGUCUGUUUAAGAGACCUGCUGAGCUACCUUCCCUAAAGCUGUUCCCAGUUAGCAGCGUGGCAGCUGCACUUUGUGUUAACCAAAGUUUCCAAGAAGUCUUCAGAGGCAGUUCCAUAUAACAACACAUUGCAGGAGUCCAGUCCAUAGAUUAGUAGAGUAUUAAUAAUAGUGAUCAGGCAAUCUCUGUUGAGGAGGGAAUUGCACAUCAUACUUGCGUGGUGAAAGACUCUACGGGGUGCAGAUGCCACUUAGGGAAUACACAUUGUUCAAGAGGCACGUUGCAACACUUUGCUUGUGGGCGUCUGGUUGGGAAACAGGAUACAGGACUAGGUAGGCCUGUUGUCUGAUCUAGCAGGUUAUUUAAAACAGGGGUCCAGCAGGUACCUGAACUAUAAACAGAAAAUUUUGUAAAUGUGAUCAAAGAGCCUUGUGGCUCCUUAGAGACUAACAAAUUUAUUAUGACGUACAGUCAUACCUCGAGUUGAAUGUGCUUCAGGUUGAGCGUGUUUGAGUUGCACUCCGCGGCAACCUGGAAGUAACGGAGCGCGUUACUUCCGGGUUUCGCCGCUUGCGCAUGUGCAGACGCGCAAAAUGACGUCACGCAUGCGCGAAAGCGGCGAAACGCGACACGUGCAGACGCGCCGUUGCAUCUUGCGUUCCAUUCGGGAUGUGAAUGGGGCUCCGGAUCGGAUCCCGUUCGCAUCCCGAGGUACCACUGUAGUUUUUACGGUGCUACAAGACACUGAUUGUUUUUGCUGCAAGAGCCUAACAUGGUUACUCCUCUGGAAAUGUUUGCAGACGUCCAUACCAAAUUUCACAGUGGUCUCAUUCUUAUGAUCUAUAUUGUCCCUUUGAAUCAGAUAUGAAAUUCAUAAUGGGUUUCUGAACUUGUGAUUUAAAACUGUGUGGUAACCACAUCUACCAUUUUUUUUAGAAAAGUCUGUGCCGCAUGGAACAAUUGCAUUACAAACAAAUGUAGCAAUGGAAUGCUAAAAAGACAAGUUAAACCAAAGGAGAAGCUUGGCUUUGCCACUAAACAGAACAAACUUGUGGUAUAACUUCAGUGCACUGUAGGUGUGGAAUAACUUGUCUAUCUAGUCAGGUAUUGUUUUUCAAGGUGCUAACGCUUGGCACUGAUAUUAAAAAUGUCUGGAAUAAAAAACUGCUUGUGGCCUCUGAGCACUUUGAAUUUGGAAAAAAAUGGCUUAUUGCUAUUGCCCUCAAUAUCAUGUUUUUAAAACCUCAUAUCACUUUCCAGCAAUCUAGGUUUUUAAAUUAGCUCAAAGACAUAAGAUUACAUUUUCUUUGCUUUUUUUCAUUUUAUUCCUUUUUUGAAAAAAUAUAUUGCAAUUAAUUUUUUAAAAAACCCAUAAGAUCUAUUCUUGAUGAGCUUCUACAACCCUAUGUAGGACUGAUCUGUAAUUUAUUUUAAGCUGCUGUUUUUAAUUCAGACUUUUGAAUUGCUGUAACCUGCCCUUGGACCUUGUGGUGAAGGGUGGAUUAGAAACCUGUUAUUAUUAUUAUUAUUAUUAUUAUUAAUAAUAAUAAUAAUAAUGAUGAUGAUGAUGAUGUAGUAAAUGUAAAAACCCUCUAAAAGUAAACAGAGUGUGUUCCUGGUGCCAUACAGAAGGGAUACAGUCUUCCUAUGAAGUCUACAAUCCACAUGAAGAUAGGAGUGUGCUCAGGGUUUGGGACAGAUAAAUGAAUAAUGUGGGGUGGCAGAUGAGAUUCACAGCAGUGAAGGAACAGGCAAGGAAAGAGUCUUCCUGCUACCUGAGAUCUUUGUACAUGGAAAUGGUGGCACUGAGCCUGGCCCUUUGCGCAUUCAGAGCAUGUUCCCCUACAACUGAGAUAUGGCCUCUCCACCCAUAAGGAGCUGCGUAGCAGAAAGGCACAUGAUUAGAGUGUGGGAAGUUGAUAGUGGAGGCUGACGAACUUAAGGGAACAGCUUGCGACUUUCCUUGUCUAAUCCAGCCUCUCUCUGAGCUGAUGAAUUGGAAGGUCCCUGUGUACAAAUCGCUAGCGUCACCACUGAGUGAGCACACUCUUGAAUGCAUUGGGCCUAGAUCCUGAUUGGGCUUUGAAGUGAAUGACAGGUCCUGGAGUGUAAAAGGCUGGGAGCCGCUGCUUAUAGCGGGCCAGUUCUGCAAGCGCUGAACGAGAUGUUCACUAUAUUCAAAAUGCCUAAUUUUUAGAUUACGUGCACAAAUGUGUAAAGUGCCACUGGCCCUAUUAUCUAUGGUUUGUAAAGCAUUCACUGCAGAAAAAGCUUUUAGCCGCUUUCACUCAGCGAGGUGUAAACAAUAUGUAUCUUGCACUUCCUGCUGUGGCUUGCUGUAAAAAAGUGAUUCUUUUCUUGUGUGGUUAGGAGCCCUUUGUGGCAGAUGAGUACAUUGAACGCCUGGCGUGGAGGACUCCUGGCGGAGGUUCCCGAAGUAGCGUGGAAGCUUUUGAUCCCAAAAGGUAAAAUCCAGCCGCAUAAUCCAGCUGCACAAUGAACACUUUUAACCAUCCCUUAACAAAGAGCAAGCACUGUGCGAAUCAUAUAAGUACCCAAUAAACACCAGCUGUGAAAGCCGCUGGAUCGCUAUGACACCCCCUCCUCCAUGCCCCCCAUGCAAGCUCCUUAGGUGGUUUUCAUAAUAGCGUGUUGAGGGUAGAAAGGGGGUUGAGGAAGUAUAACGUAGAAAGAAAGAAGUAAACAAGGGAGAAAGGGAGAAGUUUUCUUCUGAAAGCCCAUAUUGGAGAAGGAACGGGUCUUACGUGGCUUAUUGACAUGGCCAUAUUGGCUUCUACAAGUAACAUUAAGAGCAUGGUUAAGGAACUUGGAGGAUUAAUCCCUAAACUGCUAUACUUGACCAAUUCUUGCAAGUUGCUAGUUUAGUAUAGAAUUCAAUAUGACAUAAUUGCUAGGUGUUGGUGCAAUGGAGUGAAUAGGGGUAUUUUGAUAAGGUUAAGUGCCAUUUCACAACAUUCUUUUAAUCCAUUUUAAUAAGCAGAUCGAUUUUCUCAUGGCUGUCUUAUUUUCCCAAUUCCUCUAGAGUUUGUUUUUGCUGUUUUUAAGGUUGGCAGGGUAGCUUACUCAGGUGCAGAGUUGGACAUAAAGGCUGCCAGGCUUUAAUGGCUUUGGACCUUGAACCUAGUUCUUCACUAGGUCCAGAGGCCUUUCUAAAUCCUUUUGAAAUCCUUUAACUGGGACGUGGGACUCUGUGUGUCUUUUGACCAGUUUGGGAUUCCUGUUUUAUACAACUGUGCACCCACAUGUUUGCAUGAAAGGUCUUUGGGUGUCCCAAGGCACUAUGUACUUGCUAGACUUACGGUGUGGGGAUGACCCGCUAUGUGAAGCCUAGUUUUGUUUUUUUAAUGGGGUAAACUUGUAUGGUUGUCCUUAUCUAAACUCAUUCACAGCCAGAAGUGUGCUGUGAAAGUAUCACUUUGGACAAAUUAGGAUCCUGCAAGAAGACUUCAAUUAGACUAGGGACUGAAGUUUUGGGGAUACAGGGGAAGGGUAGGACAGAAAUGCUUAUAAUAAAAUGAAGAUAUGCUGUAGAAGUUAGGUUGUGUGGUGUGUUUUUUUUAAGCAUUUCAGUCUUAGUACUGAUGUACCUUCACCAGUGCCUUCAGAACUAUUUGGUACCACCAAUCACACAAUGUCAUCACGAUACUGCAAUCUGCUUUCUCAAACCCUUUAUACAAAACCCUUCAGAUUACAAGAAGAAUUUGUGAAUCAUAUCAAUGAACUCAAGUUGCUAGAUGAAAGAAUCCAGAGAAGAGUGGAGAAGUUAGAGCAGCAAGUCCAGAGAGAAGCCAAGGAAUUUGCCAAGAAGGUUCAAGAGUUGCAGAAAAGCAACCAGGUAAGAAGUCAGGGCUCAGUUCACAUCCUUGCAGUACUCUCUCAUCGUUUCAGUUUAUUUUGCAUGGGAGAACUUGUGCUAGAUUGUGUCUUAAGCUUAUACAUCAGGUUUUGAUGUACCGUAUUUUUUGCCCUAUAGGGCACACCAGCCCAUAGGGUGCACUUAUUUUUUUUUGGGGGGGGGAAAUAAAGAAAAAAAAUUAUCCCCCCCCCGAGCCCCAAAGAGCAAAGAAGCCAUAACAGUGAGCGGGAUGGAUCCCGCUAGCUGUCCUGGCUUCGUUUUUAGCCUUGGGACUGGGGGUCCAGGAGCGAAGGCAAGGUUGCGCUCAACCUUGCCAUCGCUCCCGGAGCUUGCUUGUGGGGCUGGGGGCAGGGGAAGCCCGAGAGCGAUGGCGAGGUUGUGCGCCCCAUGUUUCGGGCUGCAGGCUGCUGCCCGCAAGCCUUGGGAGCCCGGCGGGCACUCCCGCCGGGCUCCCAAGGCUUGCGGAUAGCUUCCUGAAGCCUGGAGAGCGAGAGGGGUCGGUGCUCACCAACGCCUCUCGCUCUCCAGGCUUCAGCGAAAGCCUGCAUUCGCCCCAUAGGACGCACACAAAUUUCCCCUUCAUUUUUGGAGGGGAAAAAGUGCAUCCUAUAGGGCGAAAAAUACGGUAAUUUUUGUCCUUUGAAUGUCCAACCUAGGAGUGGUAGAGGCACACACUAACAGUCUCUCUGCAAUUGCCACUGCCUUCCCACACACCUAACUGCAAACAAAAUUUGAAGGGGUGGUAUCUGUUAUUUAUUGUAAGGGAAGGUGUGUGUUCAAGACAUAUCGUUUUAUUUAUUUGGACAAUUUAUAUAGCAUUUAUAUUUAAUAAAAUCUCUUAAGCGGUUUACAGUGCAGUUGGAGACAUCUUAAAAUUAAAAAAGCAAAUGCAAAAAAUUCUAGAAAAUAUCCAUAUUCUACAAAACACUAUUAACCUCUUUAGCAUCAGAAUAAACACUGAGCAUAAAAAUCAGUUAUAGAUAUACAAGGAUAUUUCACAUUAUAAAAUAUUAGUAAACACAUAGAUAUAAUAUGCUUUAAAGAUCAGUGUUACAAAUGGAAAUUAACUAAAACAGUUAUUUUUUACAUUCUUCAAUAAAAAUUGGCAACUAGGCAAAAGAGGGCAUCUUCACUGUUCUGGAUAGGUAGUUACAAUGAUAGUGGGAUCAACUUCUUGCCUCUCGUCAGCCACCAUUGGGGAGGAAUGGAAGGUGAGAGAAUGGCAACUCAGCUUACCUUAAUAUCUAUCUAAGUGUACAAGCGACUUUUGUACAAGCGAUCUAUACAAGUGACUUUUCUCCGGUUGCUUUGAGUGCAUUAGCCUCUAUAUCUGCAACCAUUACCUAUUCCUGCUGGUUAUGCAGCAAUCUGCAAAUGGCAAACUCCAAAUUCUAGCGCUCAGUAGUGUGUGUGAUUUAGCCAGAUAUAGCUGCUUCUAUAUAACACAAAUUUAAUCUUAAGUGGAAUAAUAUGAAUUAUUCCGGAUACUUCACCAAAUGGUUGGAAGCAGUCUGUGUGAGCAACUAGGCAGUCAGUCUGUCAUUAACCAUACAGAAUCUUAAGAUCCGCACUGGAUACCAAUGGAAUUAGCUCAGUUAAUGCAACUUGAUGCACUUUCAUCAACUUGAUUUAUGUGGAUGCUUCUCUGUUUUACUGGAGAGGGGACGAAUACCGAACCUUUCCCUUUGUUAGCUUCUGUGCUUUUGCUCUUUAGAAUGUUAUUGAAUAGCUUGACUUUCCUUAAUUACAGUAAACACAACCGCUAUUACUUUGUCUGCCCUCUUCUCCCAGGUUGCCUUCCAACACUUCCAAGAGCUAGAUGAGCAUGUCAGCUACGUGGCAACUAAAGUCUGUCACCUUGGCGACCUGCUGGAGGGGGUAAACACGCCACGGCAACGGCUAGUGGAGGCUCACAAACUGAUGAAAUACUUUAAUGAGUUUCUAGAUGGAGAGCUGAAGUCUGACGUUUUCACCAACCCUGAAAAGGUAAGGCCCGUCAGCAGAAUUGAAAGAAGUUGCACGCCAUAAGCUGAGUUGCCCUAAUUACAACCCCUUGCUGCAACUUUUCCACGCUCUGACUCCCUAGCGAGCGACUUGUCCAAGCACCAUUGUUCUGGAGUACAGAUUAACUUCAUUUGCCUGCAGAUUCAGCCGUUCUCAAUGUGGCAAUGCUGUCACUUUUUCAUUUUGCAAAAAUCAUAAGCGACUUGGAAGAAUGCUGAGAGAGUAACUUUUUAGAAUACCUUGGAAAUCUCUUGUGUUUUCUUCUUCCUCCUCUCCUUCUUCUGAAACUCUUGCCCUAAUUCUUCUCACUUGUGAAUGAACAUUUCCCUGUUAUAUGUCUCUUGGGUAAUCCCUCUUUGUAGCUAGAAGUAUUAUCAGGAUGCGUCUUUUGGCUCUGCAGAAUGGUUAAUGUACUUCUCCUCUUCCUGGGGACAUACAGAGAAAACUGAGGUGUGUUAAAAUAAACUUUGCAGAUAAGUAUGUGUGUGUCUUUUUCUGCAAAUCUGACUUCCCUGUUUUGCACCAGGAUGUUGCUUUGAAAGCUUUACUGUGGCCUGGUUUAAGUGUUGCCAUCUUGUUUGAUAAACUAUUUUUUGCUGGAUCGAGAGUGAGCUUUGUGCCUGAGCACUUACUCUUCCCCUCGCAUCCCUGGCUUAGGGACAGAUAACUGAGGUUUUGUCAAACCACAGUUUCCCAUGACGUUCAAUCAGAUCCUAGUUUGAUACCCUGGUUUGCAAACCACUCUUAUGCCAGUUUCUCGGUACAGACAUCAAAUACCAUUGAGCUAACCUUUUGUAGCAAUUUUCUUUAAGGGCCAAACAUACAGAGUUACUCUCUUCCAUGUAUAUUUCCCAAGUCUUUUCCUCCAGCAUUAUCACCAACUUUCCCUCUCAUUUUAAUACAUAGAUUACUUUUUAUUGUCCUUUUGUAUUAACAGUUUAUAUAUCUGUAACAGUACUUGAGUGUCUUUUUUAUAUCCUUCUUUUAUGUUAUGCAAGGUCUUUCAGCAUCUUAUAUUUUCAAUUAAGAAGUUUCUGAUAUGAAAUAAUUCAAACAAAGGUGGCUUAUUUUCUCCUACUGCUUCCUUAAUCUGAUUGUAUGUUCUCAUGCAGUUCAUACAUUUCCAUUUGGGUUCAUGUACUUAUUUAUUCCAAAACAUUCUCACUUUUUAAAGCAUCCACUACUCCCAAAUUCAUUGAAAUGUAGAUUGAGUGUCAGUGAACAGAUUUGGAGAUAGCUGUUACCUAAACUUAUCCCAAAUGCUCUAUAUGGAAACUAGAAAUGUAUUUUUCCUAAGUUCUAAGGGGCUUUUAAUUAGUUUUUAAUCAUAACGAGGUUGGGAAUAGCAUCCUCCUAAAAGUAUACUCUGAUAUUUUGAACACAGUGUUUUCUCCUUUUCUGCAUCAUUCCAAAAAUUCAUGUUCAUCAUAGUUCUUGUUAUCCUCCCAUCAAAAACAAGUUUCAGCAGAGUUGAGUUAUCUAAAUCGGAUUUUCUUUUUCUUUUCAAGCUUCCCUAGUUGUUCCUAUAAAAAACACCAGGUUUUUGCUCUUUCUAAAGCCUGAAAUGUGUUAUUUCCAGUAUGUUACCAUCUUCCUCUUUUAGUUAAAUGUAAGCAUGAUACCUCGGACCUUCUGUUGUUCAUUUUUAAACUUGAUUGGUGUUAUCUUUUAAUGACUGUUCUAGUUGAGUAGGAAAUAACAGCAACACUGUCAGCAUAUGUGCACACUUUAAAUUCUUUCCUGCUGAUUUCUAAACCUUUGAUCUUUAGAAUGGUUUCUUAUCAUAACAGAAGGAGCUCUGAAUUUCAACAGAAGUGAGGACAAGGGGCCGCCUUGUCUAGUCCCACAAGUAAAUUAAGUUGUCACUGUUAAAUUAGCAUUUAUGACUGUACAUAUGUGGAAGAGGGCAGUUGAUAAGCCAGUUGAUAAAUGUUCCAGUGCUAGCAGCUUUUAAUCCAUGAAAGUCAUGCUCCCAUUCCAUGCAGUCAAAAGCCUUUUCCCCAUUAGUAAAUGCAGUAACCCCCUGCCUUUACAUUAUUUAUAUAUACGUGUGUGUGUGUGUGUGUGUGUGUGUGUGUAUAAAAAUAAAACAAACUCGCUUCUCUGUUUGCUGGUCCUUUAGCAGCUAGAACAGCCUGAUGCAUCCACAAGAGGGAGGUCAGUGGUGGACCUUGGGGUCUCAAAUUUCAGCAGUGCCCUGUGUGAUGUCAAAUUCGGCACUUCUUGCCUUCCAUUCUACGUUAUAGUUGUGGUGCCCCCUGCAGCAUCCCAAAGGCUCCAUGCCCAGUGUGAUCAAACUGGUUACACUCCCCUAAAUCUGCCGGUGAGGAGGUAUGAAUAAGUGUAGGUUUGCAGAAGUGGAAAAACGGCUAGUAAACAACUCCGGGGGUUACAAGUUCUACAUGUAAUCUAUAAGACACUGAUAGAAGACUGGUAAGGUCCUUGAGAGAGAGUAUUCCAUAGUGGAGAGCCUUCCUCCUGGUGGAUCAGGCUUGGGGAGCCUGGUGCCUUCUAGAUGUUGCUGGGCUACAUUGGCUCCAGUGGUCAGGGAUGAUUGGAGUUGUAGUGCAGCAACAUAUGGAGAGUCGCAGGUUUCCACUCUUGUAAUAGAUUAUGAUACUGCCUUCAAGUCCCAUCAGCCAGUGCAUCUGGAGUGCACCAGGCUGGGGAAGACUGCCCUAGGAGGUGGCCUAUGCUAGCAGGUGCUCUUUGAUUGUAUAAUCCAGAAAUCCCUUUCCAUCUGUAGCUAUAUAAUUUACUAAUUUCUUUUGCUUGCAAUGCACCUACAACGUGAUCUGUUUGUACUGCUCCCACAGCAUCCUCAGAGCUUGAUAGAACUGCAUUGAUCUCUUCCCCUCUACUCACAUGUUUGAAUGGGUGUGUGUGAGAGUUUUUUGUGCUUCACCCGAUUAUCUUAACGCACCUCUGCCUGAUUCAAGAUGCUCUUGCUCCGAGACCUGGCAAAGUACAGCUGGAUUGGGGGCAAAAUUCCAAAGCACAGACAAGGGAGAAUGGCUCUCCCACCUCAUCCUCCCAGCUUGUUUCCCAGCCUUGCGAGAUCAAGCCCUUCUGAGAUCGUGGCAAUACGUUUUCAUCACUUCCCACAGGAUGCCCUUUGGGUUUUUGUCCACAACCAAAUCUCCAAUUGUCUCUGUGUUCGCAGGGCCACUUUAUACUUCAAAGGGUUUUGAUUGCCUACUAAGCAGUUUUCAGAACCGUAAUUUUUGCCUAUUUUUAGCGCAGCUUUAGAAAUCUCACUGAAGUUUACUAGCCUGAGUGAUAAAACCUGCUCAGCUACCCUUGCCUGGCAUGACAAGCAGUCAUGAAGAGAUGAAUCACGGGCUUCACCUUGUCAGGCAAGGCCAUCUUGCUCUGCGCCACACAGACUAGAAUUUUGCAUAAACUGUUUUAUAUACAUAGUAUGUUUUUAGCGCUGGAGUUCUUGGUUCAGCCUUAGUGAAUGUUUCCUUCAUACAGGCCCAGGGUUAGCUCUUUGCUUUUAAAAAUUGGAGCUCUGGGGUUACUGUUAUUUUGACAACUUCUCCUUAUCAAAGAUUAAACAUUUGGACAUUUGAAUCACGUUCUUCUUCCAUGGAGCCCAGGGUGGCUUACAGUGUUCUUCCUCCUCCCAUAUUUUAUCUUCACGACAAACCUGUGUGGUAAGUUAGACAGGGGGAGGUGACUGGCCCAUGGUCAGCCAGUUAGGAACAUAGGAAGUCACCUUCUACCGAGUGAGACCAUUGUCCACAUCACUCAAUUUUGUAUAGCAAUAAUAAUAAUAAUUUAUUAUUUAGACCCUCCCCAUCUGGCUGAGUUUCCCCAGCCACUCUGGGUGGCUCCCAAUCGAGUGUUAAAAACAAUGCAGCAUUAAAUAUUAAAAACUUCCCUAAACAGGGCUGCCUUCAGAUGUCUUUUAAAAAUAAAAUAGCUGCUUAUUUCCCUGACAUCUGAUGGGAGGGCGUUCCACAGGGCGGGCACCACUACCAAGAAGGCCCUCUGCCUGGCUCCCUGUAACUUGGCUUCUCGCAGGGAGGGAACCGCCAGAAGGCCCUUGGUGCUGGAUCUCAGUAUCCGGGCUGAAUGAUGGGGGUGGAGACGCUCCUUCAGGUAUACUGGGCCGAGGCCGUUUUGGUCAGCACCAACACUUUGAAUUGUGCUCGGAAACGUAAUGGGAGCCAAUGCAGAUUUCUCAGGACCAGUGUUAUGUGGUCCUGGUGGCCACUCCCAGUCACCAGUCUAGCUGCCACAUUCUGGAUUAAUUGCAGUUUCUGGGUCACCUUCAAAGGUAGCCCCACGUAGAGCGCAUUGCGGUAGUCCAAGCGGGAGAUAACCAGAGCAUGCACCACUCUCACUUUAGAUUGGGAGAAGGCAUACAGAGGAAAGGAUAGCAUGACCCAAGGUCUGUCUGCAAUGCGUACAGAAUAAUUUACCUCCUGACUUAUCAGAGAACCAUUAUACUCCACUUUAGCCUGUCCUGGCAGCAGCUGUGCCAAAAGGAGCAACAGAUAUAAGAACUAGGGGAAUGUCCCAAAAAUUAUUAGUUUGGUCCAUUUCCGUAAAGGAGAUGAUUGCAAGUUUCGUGAAUAAAGGCAAGAAACUAAAGCUUGAAAUAAACUCUUAGCAAGUCAUUUUAGGAAGAGGAUUCAGAAUAUUGGAGUGGGGGAGCGAGGCGGGGGGGGGGGGGGGGAGUUCCAGGCUACUCAUUGGAUCGAUUGUGGGAAUUUUCAGAAAUAAGUGAUGGCUAUCACUUCCGUGCAUUAAGAAGGGCAGUAGGAAAUGAUUUCGGUUUGAGGGAGCAAGUGAUCUGCUUGCAUAGUUUAUCUCUUGUGGUACAUUGUACGUCUUCUCCCAAUAGAUUGAAGAGGCAGCUGAUAUUAUCCAGAAACUGCACCUGAUAGCACAGGAGUUACCUUUUGACAGGUGAAGUAUGACUGACAGCUGUAAAAUGGUCUUUGUGAUUUCUGAUGGAUUUCAACUGACUCUUGCUAGCAUUUUAAAGGGGGGGAAAGUGGGGUAGGGGAGUAGUCAUGAGCUGAAAUCAAAACAGUACAUUUCAAGUGAAAAAAAAUAAUCAUUAAAAUACAACUAACUAGUUCUGCUAGCAGAAGCCCGCAUAAGGACUUCUGCCCACAUGGGGGGAGGAGAGGGGAGAUAAUUCUUUCUGGCCAGCUGAAAAACUUGUGCUGACAGGACAAUUGCCACAGUACUAUAUUGAUUUCCUGCCAAAAUAUUUUGAGGGCUACACCUAAAAAUAAUUCCAACUGUAACUCUGCCCUAAUUUUUCCAUUGCAUUUUCUUCUUGUAUGUUGAUGUUUUGAUAUGUAUUUUAAUAUAUUGUAUAUGAGAUUCUCUGAUAAUAUUUUAACAUACUGCUGCAUACCACCUUGAAACAUGGGGAGGUGGUGUAGAAAUCAUAAAUAAAUGUAAAAAUGUGAUGUGUGAAGCUAGCUCUUUGUUAGAAGGUUGAAGUGCAAGCCUUUAAUUUUAAUGUUAUUUUGUCAAUAGGUUUUCAGAAGUAAAAUCCAAAAUAGCAAGUAAGUUCCCCUCUCUGCUGCCCUGAAUUUCUUAAAUUGACAUGAAAAUGUCCUUAUUGCUCCCUUUUCACUAACUUGUGGAAUGUUAUUUUAUACCCCCACCUCCUUUCCCCUUGCAUUCAGGUAAGUAUCACGAUUUGGAGUGCCAACUGAUCCAGGAGUUUACCGGUGCACAAAGAAGGGGGCAAAUCUGCAGGAUGAGAGAAGUAGCUGCAGUCCUGCUUCACUUUAAGGUAAGAGGCGAGAGUCUGUUUCUGAGGUUUGAAUCCUGUGCACACUUACCUGGGAGUAAGCUCCAUUGAACUCAGGAAGACUUACUUCUAACUAGCAUGCGUAGUGCUGCAGCCUCAGCCAGUCAGCCAGGGUUUUGAAGAAUAAGUAUCCGAAUGAUUUGGCUCAAAACAGGGCCUUCCAGAUUGCAGCCAUUACUUAAUCCAUCCAGAUGAUGUGGCUACAGCAAAGCGAUUCCCAGCACAUAGAACAUUGUGACAUUGGAAAAAGCAGUUUGUUAUGCCCCCUGUAUGUUUGACUUUUGUACCGUUUACCUGCAUGGGUGGCAGUUGCACUCAAGUUUAUGGGUAGCAGGGAAUGUCCAUUGCAAGGCACGUCACAAGGCUCUCCCUUCCAACUCUCCCUUUGAAAGCACGGGCCAUUUUAUUUUCUUAGCUUCUCUUCCAGCAGCCUCUCCAUGAAAACUUCACUCCUUCCUUGUUUCUUUACAUACACAUGCAAAUGUGCAAUGGCCGUUUCUAAGAGCCUCUGCCACUUUGUUGUGAUUUCUACAGUUGGCAGAGAACUCCGUUAUUUGAGUCAAACUUAUGUGUGCAAGUUCAGACCACUGGGACCUAUAGAAAGGAAUUGUCAAUGACCACCCCACAACUGCAGGCUUCUUUUCCUCUAUAAAAGGGCUCAAAACUGUGUAUGUUUUGGAAGUGCUUUGUACGAUCACCUGCAUGAGCUCCAGUGGGUGGCCAAGACUACACCUGGUUGGAAGCAGAAUGGGCACAUAUAUCUCAAGGCGUGUGCGAAUUCCUCUCUUGCCUGUCUCAAGGCAAGUUUGGAGCCUCAAAUGUUUUGUAUUAAAGGCCCCACUCUGAAUGGGUAGUGCCAGGUCUGUUGCUUCCAAUUUUGUUAAGCAAAUAAUGUGCCUGAGAGGCUGUUGAGUUCGACAGAUUAAAUAGCCAUUAGCAUGUGCAGUGAAGUGCCACUUUUUGGGGAGAAACCAAUGGUCCAUCCAGCAGACCCAUCUGUUCUCCUGGUUAUUUUGUACUCCUGGUAGUAUGUUGCUGGCAAAGUGGAGCUCCCCAGGGGCCAAGCAAAGAAAGAGAGCUGGGAGGCAGAGAGUUCCUCCCCCAGUGCUCUUGUCAAAACAGGAUGUGAAACAGUCAUUAACGGUAGUCGCAAUGUGCCUAAAUUUCAAUUCCUUUUUUUGUUUUCAAUAGGGCUAUUCCCACUGUGUCGAUGUGUAUAUAAAACAGUGCCAAGAGGUAAGGUUUUGCUUACGAAGGAUCUAUCUAAAUAACAUUGUUUUACAACUGUGGGUAUUUUAAUGGUGGCAGCUCUCUCCUAACUUACUCAGGGUGCCUACUUGAGGAACGAUAUAUUUGAAGAUACUACUGUCCUCUGCCAGAACGUGAACAAGCAGGUUGGCGAUAUAUUUAGCAGCCCUGAGACUGUGAUGGCCAAACUUAUCCAGAACAUCUUCGAAAUCAGGCUUCAGGUGACUUGAACUUUUAAAAGCACAUUAUAAAUAUUCUUCAAAUACAAACAAGCUACUGUUGUUUCAUUGUGUUCUUUGUGUAGUAUAUUCCUUUUCAGAAUGGUUAUCUGUAGCAACCUUAAUUACUACAAACCUUGAAGUGUUUUGGUGCAAGAAUGCAUUGUUUGAUAUAUGCUGUGCAGUUAUGGCUCUGGGCUGUGCUUGCUCCCCCAAUGCUAUAGAAGUUGUGUGGGAGAAUCUUUUUGUGGUGCAAGGCUUUGAACUCCACAGCUUGGUUCUAAUCAUUAUAAUAAUAUAUAGUAAUAAUUUAUUAUUUAUACCCCGCCCAUCUGACUGGGUUUCCUCAGCCACUCUGGGUGGCUCCCAAUUGGAUAUUAAAAACACAAUACAGCAUUAAACAUUAAAAAAUUCCCUAAACAGGGCUGCCUUCAGAAGUCUUCUAAAAGUCAGAUAGUUGCUUAUUUCCCUGACAUCCGAUGGGAGGGCAUUCCACAGGGCAGGCGCCACAGCUGAGAAGGCCCUCUGCCUGGUUCCCUGUAACUUGGCUUCUCACAGUAAGGGAAUUGCCAGAAGGCCCUCAGAGCUGGACCUCAGGGUCCGGGCUGAAUGAUGGGGGUGGAGACGCUCCUUCAGGUAUACAGGACUGAGGCCGUUUAGGACUUUCUAGGUCAGCACCAACACUAUGAAUUGUGCUCGGAAAUGCACUGGGAGCCAAUGCAGGUCUCUCAGGACCAGUGUUAUAUGGUCAGUGUUAUGGGCCUUAAUGGGCAAGGCACAAAAACAUAGCUUCAGAUUCCCCUAUGUACACUGUGUAGCCAACUGCACAGAAUCUUUGUGGGCAUAAGCAAGGAAAGGAUUGUGGGACAUUUUGCUGCUGAGAAUGGGAUGGCACCUCAAGCAACCGCCAAGUGAGCAUCAUAUUCCACAAAGCGGCUCCUUCUGUCCCUUGCCUGUCGCUCGUCCUACGCUCUUUAUGAACUGUGUUGUUUCCCCACUGGGACCAGGGAUUUUCCACCUGACUGCAUCCCUGAGUGUGGUGAAGGGAUGGAGGAACAAUCUGUGAGUAGGCUGGGCCCCCGGUGCCUGUGCUGGCAGUGUGUAUAUCUAUGCUUAAUACCUCAUCCAAGUACUUUGGCACCCCUUCUAUAAUGGGGAGGUGGGUGGUUCAAGGGGAAGUUCAUACAGCACAUUAGUGGAAAUGAUAGAAAGGGGAUCGGGAUAGCCACAUCUCCACUCCCACUCUCUCCAACAUGUAGAAAAAGAGGCAGAAUAGUGGUAGCUAGGUUACGGUGAAAAGGCAAGAUCUGAAGAAUGCAGAAAUGGCAGUGUGUGUUGUUUUGAAAUGACAGAGGGGUAUAUGGAGGCAGUGUGAUGUUGCCGUUGAUUAUGCUGGAAACUUUGCUUUUCUGAGAACUUCCAUUGUAUUUUAAUAUUUUGCUGGAAGCUGCCCAAAGUGGCUGGAGAAACCCAGUCAGAUGGGUGGGGUAUAAAUAAAUUAUUAUUAUUAUUAUUAUUAUUAUUAUUAUUAACCAUUGACUUGGAUGGGAAGUUUCUCAAAACUGGAUUAUUAUAUAUGAAUGUGUUUGAGAACUAGCAGUGCUGGUCUUCAUUUCACAGAGUUAUAUAAAAGAUCAAUUGGAAGAGCACAAGAAGUCUGACGCAGAGCAGUAUCUUCAGAGCCUCUAUGAACUGUAUACAAGGUUGGUGCUGUACGUCACAAAUUUUAAAAGUGGGCAUGGGCAAGGUCUGCUGGUGUCCCCCUCCCGCCACUCCCCAUUUUUUGUCCUUCUCCAGCACUUUGUGGAUAUUCUGUCCAGAGAUGCUAUUUCCUCCCAGAACUGUGGGCUGCUUCUUCUUUUUAAAAAAUAAUGUGUGCUUAUAAUAUGUGCCUGCUGACCUCUGUGCCUUCCUACAUGUGCACCCAUGCCUAAAUUUGCUGUAAUACGAAAGGAGAAAUUCAGGGCCGGGGAGCAGGCUAGACACCUCUGCUUCUGUGGUGUUCAGAAAGUGCCAAUAGCCAGGGCUUUCUUCCAUCACAAGAAAUGCGUCAAAGAACAGUGACUGUUACUGGUGGCCCCAGGUGAAUAUUUGAUCCAAGUACAUUCAGUACUGUUUGUACUCAGGGCUUUGAUUGGUGGUGAAGGAGGAGUGACAGGAGGGUGACUGGGAUGAGAGGAUUGCACCAUGUGAAGGUGGAUGCCUUCACGCUAAAUAAUCAGGGAGAGUAGCACUAGUUCCUGCAUUGCAGGAGGUUGGGCUAGAUGACCCUCGAGUUUUUUCCAGCUCUACAUUUCAUAGAAUCAUAGAAUCCUAGAGUUGGAAGAGACCACAAGGGCCAUCGAGUCCAACCCCCUGCCAAGCAGGAAACACCAUCAGAGCACUCCUGACAUAUGGUUGUCAAGCCUCUGCUUAAAGACCUCCAAAGAAGGAGACUCCACCACACUCCUUGGCAGCAAAUUCCACUGUCGAACAGCUCUUACUGUCAGGAAGUUCUUCCAAUGUUUAGGUGGAAUCUUCUUUCUUGUAGUUUGGAUCCAUUGCUCCGUGUCCGCUUCUCUGGAGCAGCAGAAAACAACCUUUCUCCCUCCUCUAUGUGACAUCCUUUUAUAUAUUUGAACAUGGCUAUCAUAUCACCCCUUAACCUCCUCUUCUCCAGGCUAAACAUGCCCAGCUCCCUUAGCCGUUCCUCAUAAGGCAUCGUUUCCAGGCCUUUGACCAUUUUGGUUGCCCUCCUCUGGACACGUUCCAGUUUGUCAGUGUCCUUCUUGAACUGUGGUGCCCAGAACUGGACACAGUACUCCAGGUGAGGUCUGACCAGAGCAGAAUACAGUGGCACUAUUACUUCCCUUGAUCUAGAUGCUAUACUCCUAUUGAUGCAGCCCAGAAUUGCAUUGGCUUUUUUAGCUGCCGCGUCACACUGUUGGCUCAUGUCAAAUGAUCAACCAAGACUCCUAGAUCCUUUUCACAUGUACUGCUCUCAAGCCAGGUGUCACCCAUCUUGUAUUUGUGCCUCUCAUUUUUUUUGCCCAAGUGCAAUACUUUACGUUUCUCCCUGUUAAAAUUCAUCUUGUUUGUUUUUGCCCAGUUCUCUAAUCUGUCAAGGUCGUUUUGAAGUGUGAUCCUGUCCUCUGGGGUGUUAGCCACCCCUCCCAGUUUGGUGUCAUCUGCAAAUUUGAUCAGGAUGCCCUUGAGUCCAUCAUCCAAGUCAUCCAAGUCCAAUUUCUAUGAUUCUAUGAUAACAGGGUAUGGGGAGCCAAGUUAGUAGACUAAGUAAGCUAUCCCUCUUCCAGUAAAGUGAAAAUCACCCGGGAAGGGUUGGGGUUGACAUUCUCAAACUGAACUGUAAUAAAAUGAAUUAAAAAAGUAAAAAAUUGUCCAGUAGCACCUUAGAGACCAACUAAGUUUGUUCUGGGUAUAAGCUUUCAUGUGCAUGCACACUUCUUCAGAUACACUGAAACAGAAGUCACCAGACCCUUAUACAGUGGCACCUCAGGUUAAAAACUUAAUUCGUUCCGGAGGUCUGUUCUUAACCCGAAACCGUUCUUAACCUGAGGCGUGCUUUCACUAAUGGGGCUUCCUGCUGCUGCCGUGCCGCUAGCGCACGAUUUCCGUUCUCAUCCUGGGGCGGAGUUUGUAACCCGAAGUGUUUGUAACCCAAGGGUACCACUGUGUAUAGUGGAAGGGUGGGGUGGGGUUUUUCUCAGAAGGGUAGUAGGAGAUGGGUUAUUGACUCAAUGGGUAUGGUAAACCUGUUGACGACUGUUAACGACUUGUCUCAUUACAUAUGCUAAAGCUAUUUUUGGUCAUCUGCAUACGAUCCCUUGCUUUUUUCUGUAGGACUAAUUGCAGUCGUUAACAGUCUUCAACAGCUUUACCAUACCCAUUGAGUCAAUCACCCAUCUCCUUCUACCCUCCUGAGAAAAACCCCACCCUCCCACUAUAUGCCGUAUUUUUUGCUCUAUAAGACUCACUUUUUCCGUCCCAAAAAGUAAGGGGAAAUGUGUGUGCGUCUUAUGGAGCGAAUACAGGCUGCGCAGCUAUCCCAGAAGCCAGAACAGCAAGAGGGAUUGCUGCUUUCACUGUGCAGCGAUCCCUCUUGCUGUUCUGGCUUCUGACAUUCAGAAUAUUAUUUUUUCUUGUUUUCCUCCUCCAAAAACUAGGUGCGUCUUAUGGUCUGGUGCGUCUUAUAGAGCGAAAAAUACGGUAUAUGGGUCUGGUGACUUCUGCUUCAGUGUAUCUGAAGAAGUGUGCAUGCAAACGAAAGCUUAUACCCAGAACAAACUUAGUUGGUCUCUAAGGUGCUACUGGAAAUUUUUAAAAUUUAUUUUGACUGUGUCAGACCAACCUACCUGAAUCUGUAGACCAGGUCCACACUUGCUUAGCCUUGGCAGUGCUGUAGCGUUUGCUGUGCCCAGACCCCUCACUCCAAUCCCUUAGUGAACACUGCAAAUACUUUAUACCUUAAUGUUACCUCCUGCUAAUGCAUUCCUUCUUUCCUUCUUGCUCCCUCUCCUCUCUCCCUUCCUUAACAUAAAGGACUACUAAUCUUUCGAGCAAAUUGAUGGAGUUUAACUUGGGCACUGAUAAGCAGACUUUCUUGUCUAAGCUUAUCAAAUCCAUCUUCGUUUCCUACUUGGAGAAUUACAUCGAGGUGGAAAUUGGUUAUUUGAGAAGCAGGAGCUCCAUGAUUUUGCAGCGCUAUUAUGAGUCGAAAAACCACCAAAAGAGAGCCAUUGGAAGUGGAGGGUAAGGUUUGGCUUCCAGUCUUCUUUACUGUGCUUCUUUCUUUCUUUCUUUCUUUCUUUCUUUCUUUCUUUCUUUCUUUAAAUUUGCAGUAUUCUCAAAUCCGCAUUAAGGACAAGUCUUUUGUUUAAGAUACUGGGUAUGCACACAUUAGGGAUGCGGGUGGUGCUGUGGGUUAAACCACAGAGCCUAGGGCUUGCCGAUCAGAAGGUCGGCGGUUCGAAUCCCCGCGACGGGGUGAGCUCCCGUUGCUCGGUCCCUGCUCCUGCCAACCUAGCAGUUUGAAAGCACAUCAAAGUGCAGGUAGAUAAAUAGGUACCGCUCCGGCGGGAAGGUAAACAGCGUUUCUGUGAGCUGCUCUGGUUUGCCAGAAGCGGCUUAGUCAUGCUGGCCACAUGACCCGGAAGCUGUACGCCGGCUCCCUCAGCCAAUAAAGCGAGAUGAGCGCCACAACCCCAGAGUCGGUCACGACUGGACCUAAUAGUCAGGAAUCCCUUUACCUUUACCUUUUAUGCACACAUUUAUAAUUUUGUUUGCUAUCUGCUGUAAUGGUUGCUUGCAUGUCUUAAUAAUGCAGUCACAAAACCAAGCUAAAAACUUUGCAGGGAUGUUUGUUGUGUGAAAUAAACGGAGGCAGAAACCAGAGCACAUGGCAACACAGUUUACCUUCCUGCCGCAGUGGUACCUAUAUAUCUACUCACACUGGUGUGCUUUCAAACUGCUAGGUUGGCAGGAGAAAUUGCCAGCUGUAUACCAUGGAUACCCCAUAGGUUUACAAUAUACGCGUUGCCUGUGGAUGCCUGAAGGAUUUUGUCCAGCCCAUAGUGAUACUCCAGCAGAAGGUUGUUUCCUUGCUGUAGCUAAUAGCCACCAAGACCACCUCUCUGUUUCCUGGCUGUGCUAACCUGGCAUAAGCAGUAGCUUUUAAGAGAGUGUUGGAGGCAGCACGAGGGAGAAGGCAUUCCCUGUGGUGGACACAUGCAUACCUUUUGCCCUAUUAUUAUUCCUGGUCCAAUGGGCUUUGCUGGUUUUGAAACACUGCAAAACAGGACAAAAUGGCAGGACAAAAUAAAUGGUUCUGCAUCCCACAGGCAGGCUUGCCUCUGCUGUACCAGCUUUAACUUUCUUCAUAUGAGUUGCCUGUCUCCGAUUCUUUCAUAUUGAUGGUGUGGCAUUUGUUGUUUUUCUUCAAAAAUCUGAGGAAUUUGCAUUCUUUAUUUAAAAUGUCUAGCAUUGUUCUUCAUGUGGCUGAAAGGUUAACCCCGGUUUGCAUAACCAGACUUCACUGGGAUUAAUGGUUCCUGCUUGGUGCAUCUCUUUCUAGCAUUCAAGAAUUCAAAGAGCGAAUACGGCAGCGGACAAACCUGCCCUUGGGACCCAGUAUUGACACCCACGGCGAAACUUUCCUGUCCCAGGAUGUGGUGGUUAAUCUUUUGCAAGAAACUAAGCAAGCCUUUGAAAGGUGCCACAGGGUGUGUACACUUAUUAAUAGAAUUAUUUUAGGCUAUCUCUAAUGGUUUAUCAGUAUACACUGUGAGUGUUGCUGUGUGGACACAAACAUUUUCUGAGUGAGUGCUCCCAUUUUGCUGUUUUUACAUCUUCUAAUAGUUUUUUAAAAAAUUAUCUUAGUUCUUAUGCUGUUUUUGAAAACUUUUUUUAGUAGAAAAGUGGCAUAGAGAUGCAUGAGAUAAGUGUUUCUUCCUGAGCUCCUAUAUCCUAGCUCAGUCCCUGAGAUAAUCUGGGGGAGCUUCAACUAGUAGCUGGGCAUUUACCUGUGGGUAUAGGGUGGUAUUUAAAUGUAAUAAUAAUAAUAAUAAUAAUAAUAAUAAUAAUAAUAAUAAUUCAAUGCUGCUGGUGACAUGCUUCGGGAUGCUGUUCCAGCAGAGAUUCAACAACACCCUCUCUCUUGACUUUCAGACAUCUCUGAGUAUAUUCAUUAAUAAAGUUUUGCUGUUGGGACUAGAGUGAAAUUGACGGGAGCGGCAAGACCGUAGUUCCCCCUUCUGGAUUCCCUUUUGCAGUACGAUAGUGUUUUUUCCGCCCCACCUUCCCUUGGAAUUAUAGAUGUGCCUUCAGUCCAGAUUGCUAAUCUCACUUCCGUGUUUGGUUGCUCUCCUCCAUUUCACCCAGCUUCCAACAGCAUUUUCAGAAGUUGUUGGGGGAAAGGACGAUAGCACUGGAGAGAGGGCGAGAAGGGCAAGAGGCGCAGUAGGAAGGGUUGUUUCGUGAAAGAUGCAAGGAGCUGCGAGGGGCCCAGAAGGCGGAUUCACAGGAGUGGGGAACCCUGGGCCCAGGGCAGAAUGCACCUCCCAGGCCUCUCUAUCCAGCCCAGGGAACUCUCCCCUCACCCAGAGUUCCUUCACACCUUCCCUCAGCGUUUUUACCUGUCUGGAAUGUGUCCUUGAACUCUGAUCACACCUCUUGCUUGUCUAAAAGGGGAAUAGAGAGAGACCUGUGCAAAAAACCUAUUGCACUAUACAAGGGCAACGUUUUCCAAUCAUUGCUCUGCCUGCUACUGGCCCCACCCACAAUUGGCGUGUUGCUUACAAGGCAGUGGCCCUCAGUACCCCACCCCUUCAUUUUCAGAACUUCCUUUUCAGGAAAUAAAGGUAGGGGUCCUUAGUAGGGUUGGGUGAUAUAUCGUCCAAAAGCGGUUUGAAGUCCAUAUCGUGAUACCAUAAUUUUUGACCUGGCAGUAUAUGGCAAAUCAUGAUAUGUGUGUACGCUGUGCAAAAAUCACAGUGUGGGAAAAGACAUGGAGCCGGCCAAUGCUUCUCUCGAUUCCCGCAGCCGCUGUUUACUCUGCUGGCUCAGCUCUCCCUGCCUCCUGCAGGGGGCAGCAGAUGACAAGAACAGGCGCCAGCAAAAAUCACGAUGUGGGAAAAACUGUGAAGUCAGCCUGGGCCUCUGCAUAGCUCCAUCCUUAUUUCACACAUAGUGAUGCUUAGCUGGUGAUAUAUCAGGAUGUUGAAAACCAGAUAUCACCCAGCCCUAGUCCUUAGGAUGGCCAACAAAAACUUGUCACUUGCAAGUUGCUCCAACUCUUCAUAAUUACGUGGUUUUGGUUGGUCUUUGCAUGAAUCCGUGCAAAGUGGUCUGUGUUUAAAAUAGUUUGCAUAUAAUUUUUCACAUCUCAGUGCCAGAAAGGUCCUAACAAGCUCUUUCCACUUUUAAAGCUUUCUGACCCUUCAGAUCUGCCGAAAAACGCCUUCAGAAUUUUCUCUUUGCUUGUGGAGUUCUUAUGCAUCGAGCACAUUGAUUAUGCUCUGGAAAUUGGGUUGGCUGGUAAGUGCAAUACUGCCUUUAUUCCCGUUAAAUAUUGCACUGGAAUGUAGCUAAAAUAUGUGACCCUUCUUUGAAACCAUACAUUUAUGGAAAGUUUGAGGCUGCAGUAUUCUGAUGUAACUUGCCCUAGCAGUUUAGGCUCCAAACAAAAUAGCAUCGUAACAAAGAAACAAAAUGUAAUGUAAACGCCAUUCUUAAAAUUGCUGAUAUGUAUAUAAUUUAGAAGCAACGCCGAUGAGAUUGAUUGGAGUAGUCCCAUUUUCAGCUUUUAAAGAAAUGAAAAUAUCAAACACUUAACCUUCAUACAGCUUAAAGUCAGUGUCCUUGUUAUCUCUGGCGAUUCUGCUAACUGGUUCUCAGGAUUCCUGAGGCUUGUUGGAUGGAUUGUUUCUUUAGACUCAUUCAAAAGUUUUUGCUGGUUUCAUUAUUUGCUUGCCUCUAGGAAUUCCUUCUCCAGAUGCCAAGACUGCAAAUCUUUACUUCCUGGAUGUCGUGAACCAGGCUAAUACCAUUUUUCACCUCUUUGACAAGCAGUUCAAUGAUCAUCUGAUGCCAUUGGUUAGGUAGGUUACCUGUUGUGUCUUCAGGCCAAGAAGCCAUGUAGAGUUUGCAUUCUGACUCAUAAAUGUUCCUUCGUAGGGGCAAAAAGUGUUAUGCUAGAAUCAUCUCCUGUCUGGGGCCACAUAAAAGCUCCAGAAUAAGCAGGACAUGGAGGCAGACACUGUGGGAUUUCUUGCACCCUGACCUACUGGAAGCCCCCAUACUGACUUCUGAGAGAUCACAUAUUUCCAUGUAAUCCUCUGGAGGUUUAAAAACCUUAUUUUGCAUUUUUUUCCAAAUUAAGUUAGUUAACUUGCAAAUUGAGAUUUUCAGUAUUCUGUUGGCUACCGAAGCCCAAGAAUGGCAUUACAUGAGUGAUAAAAGGCAUCAGUGGCUAUUAGACAUGGUGGCUGUGGGCUAACUCUGAAUGACAGUCACUGGGGAACAGCAAUAGGAGAGGCCUUUGGCUCUCAGGUCUUCUGCUGGGCUUCCCAUAGACACCUGGUUGGUCACUGCAAGAAAGAGGUGGGCUCCCUUUUAUCUGAUCCAGCUGGGCUCUUUGGAUAUUCUUCUGCAUAUGUAAUACUUUUCCAUACUUGCCUCCACACUGCACCCCCAACAGUUGCAUGGCCAGGUUCUCUCUCCCACGUAGCUUGUUCCACACAUAACUGCGACUAGGAGGCCUCUUUCACGAGAGGCGAAAAUGACAGGGUGGACGAACUGGGAAACCCUUGCAGAUUCAAGGGCCCUGGGAUCGAGGGUGCUUGGAGUAGAUGUGUGUGUGGCAGAGAAUGGUAGCUAACGACUUCCCCUCCCUCCAUUUAUCACAGCUCUUCUCCCAAGCUCUCUGAAUGUCUUCAGAAGAAAAAGGACGUCACAGAACAAAUGGAGGUGAAGCUGGACAUGGGCAUCGACAGGCAAGUGAAGGUUCUAUCACCUUUCUGGACCAUCAGUCAGUUUCCCCUUUUGCAUCAACUGUUCGUGGUUUGGGACAGUUCAUUAUUCUGGCAAAUAAUGAAAAUUUAGGGGUGGGGAGAAUUGUGGACCUGUGUCUAGCCAUCCCUCCAUCCCAGUGCCUAGUUCUGAUUGCAAGUCCCUUGGAGGAAGGGACAGCCAUGCUGGUGCUUUGUGAAGUGCAGAGUAUCGAGAUGGUGUUAUAUAAAUAACGUGCGUGUUAAUCUCCAAUUUUAAGAGUGAAGUUUUAAAUCGCCUCUGCUGCUCUUUAGCGGCCCACCAUUUCUGGAAGCCCAGGGGAAUAGGCCUGCGAUGGCACACUUCACCGCAAGUUAGCGGUCGCUUUGAGAAGAGGAUCGUGUUGGCUUGGGCUUUGUGGGGCUCAAAACGCUAACUUUAAAACAGCCACCUGGUAUUUUAACUUUGAAGGACGCUGAAUUGCAUGAUUGGGCAGAUGAAGCACAUCUUGGCGGCGGAACAAAGGAAGACCGAUUUCAAACCAGAAGAUGAGAACAAUGUUCUGAUUCAGUACACUAAUGUGAGUAACUAUAUAUAGAUUAGUCAAUGACAAGUGACACGGCAAGUAAUUGGACUGCCGCUGGCGUUCUUCCCUGCUGACUCUGCUCAGCAUAUGCAUUUUAUCACACAUGCGCCUCCCUUAAUCAUCAAGUUUUCUUCACUCUUCUAGGAAUUCUGAUGCAUUUCCAUUGUGCGAUUUCAGCCUGGGCGAGAACAAUAGCGCUUCCUAAAUGCUCAGCGUUUUUAGUCAUUGGUGUCCUGUUGUGCUGUAUAGAAAUCAUAAGAAUGUGGAAGCAUAGAGUGGGGUGAGGCUGGCAGAUAGUUUAGCCCAGCCCCCUGCAAUAAGGCUGUAUCCUCUUAUGUACUAAGCUACGCUGUAUUGAUGACUGCAAUUUAGCAUUUAUACCGCACCAGCAGCCAAACCCACCCUCCCACCCUGCGGAGUAGCUCCCAGCACCCCAGCUGAAGUGUGCCACGUUCAAAAAGCACAGAGUAAAAAUGAAUACAUUCCUUACUGUGCCCUUCAGGCUCCCAGAUCUCCGUGGUUGCCACCAACAGAGCCACAGUGUAUGAAGAAAUCCAAAUGUUGCACAUGGAGCAAAAUGCUCAAAAUGAAUGAUGCCUAAAUUACCAGGGAACUUAUUUUAAUAGCGGUGCACCUUUUGCGACCACAUUUGAAGGCCUUACAUAAUACAGUGGUACCUUGUGUUACAUACGCUUCAGGUUACAUACGUUUCAGGUUACAGACUCCGCUAACUCAGAAAUAUUACCUCGGGUUAAGAACUUUGCUUCAGGAUGAGAACAGAAAUCGCGCAGCGGCGGCACAGCAGCAGCGGGAGGCCCCAUUAGCUAAAGUGGUGCUUCAGGUUAAGAACAGUUUCAGGUUAAGAAUGGACCUCUGGAACGAAUUAAGUACUUAACCCGAGGUACCACUGUAUAAGGACAGUAUAACUCCAGAACCUUGACUGGCUUUAGUAGCAGCCAAAGUAUUGGGAUAAUUGUAGCACAUGGAUUCAAGUUACGAGAGAUUCUGACUAGACAUCAGGACGAACUUUCUGAUAGUAAGAGCUGUUUGACAGUGGAACGGUCUCCCUCAGGAGGUUGUGGUCUCUCCUUCCUUGGAGGUUUCUAAGCAGAGGUUGGAUGGCCGUCUGUCAGGGAUGCUUCGGUUGAUAUUCCAGCAUUGCAGGGGGUUGGACUAGAUGACCCUUGGAGUCCCUUCCAGCAUUACGAUUCUGUUAUUCUAUUUAUUCAUCUGAAGUGUGAGUGCCUGAGAGAGAGAGAGAUGGGUGCACAUCAAGACCACUACUGCGGCUUACUUAAUAUUACCGUUUGAGUAACAUCAGUGGAAUUUACUUUCAGGUACUUCCACUGGGAUAUUUGAAUGCUUUUUAAAAUAAGAGGCAUGAAAUAGAUGUAGUGAACCUUUUUGUUGCAUCAGCAUCUCUCUCUGCAUGCAAACUUCUGGGUUACUCAGAACUACUUGUCAGACAGACUGGAAAAAAUGAUUAAAUCACAAGUAUGAUUCUUGUACUUUAGUCACUUCAAAUAACGGCCACAUCACCAAUAUUUUUUUCACUUUAAACAAGUGUAAUAUAGUGAUAAGCAGGGAUUACAAGCCAAUUCUAGAAAUUUUCCCUUAUGAGUGAAUCCCAUUGAGUUAAAUGGGGUUUACUCUCAGAUAAGUGGGCACAAGAAUGCAACCUGUAUUUUGCUGCAGUUCCUGGGAGUUUCACAUCCCAGGAAUACCAUCUAAAAGUAUUGAACUCAUUUUCUUCCAAGAGGGCAGCUGAGAAGUUUGCGAAAGAGUGAAGUGUCUGUUCUUUAUUCAGUUGAAAAAUGUUGUAUGAACACAGUAUGUGAGGUGUCACCUUUCCCCAGUCGUCAGUUCAGAAACCCAACACACACACACACACACACACACACACACACACACACCAUUUCCACCCUGAGUGGCUGUCAAGCCUGACAGAGCCCUUUUCUUUUUCUCCUCCUAACUUUCCUGCUUACUUUCCAGGCCUGUGCCAAAGUCUGCAUCUAUGUCAGAAAGCAAGUGGAAAAGAUCAGGAAUUCUAUGGAUGGCAAGAACGUGGACGGUGUUCUGACAGAGUUUGGAGUUCGCUUCCACCGACUCAUCUAUGAGCACCUGCAACAAUAUUCCUACAGCUGCAUGGGUGGCAUGUUGGCAAUUUGCGAUGUGGCUGAAUACCGGAAAUGUGCCAAAGAGUUCAAGGUAUGUGGCCAAUAGGCAUGCCCAAUGCAAUUUGAGAUGCAGGACCUUGUCGUUGUAUUUGACUGGGUGGCCUAAUGUUAAAAUGGGAUUUACCUAUUUGUAAAAUGGGAAUAGUCAAACUGUCAGCCUCAAAGGUUUGUUGCGUUCAUGAACAAAGGUGAGAAAAAUAUCUGUGCAUUGGGUGCAUUAUGCAAAUAAUGUUUUGCUAAUAUAGUGGUACCUCAGUUUUCGAAUGUAAUCCGUUCAAGUUCUGAAACGUUCAAAAACUGAAAGCGGAAGCCUCAAAAUAGAAGCCUCAAUACCAGGCAUAGGCAAACUCGGCCCUCCAGAUGUUUUUGGGACUACAACUCCCAUCAUCCCUGACCACUGGUCCUAUUAGCUAGGGAUGAUGGGAGUUGUAGUCCCAAAACAUCUGGAGGGCUUAGUUUGCCUAUGCCUGCUCAAUACGGAAAACUCAAAUCGGAAGCCGUGUUUUCUGUUUGACUUCUGAGAUGUGUUCAAAAACCAAGGCAUUUACUUCCGGGUUUUUGAUGUCCGAGUUCCAAAACGUUCGACUACAGAGGCUUUUGAAAAUCAAUGUACCACUAUAAUCUCUAGGCCUGUGGUGUAUCUGAAAAGCACCGUUGGGUAUUUAAAUUGAUCUUGCUUUGCUUUCCCCCCAUUGCUACAGAUUGCACUGGUACUGCAGCUUUUUGACACUCUCCACUCCCUUUGCAACCUCCUUGUCGUCGCUCCGGAUAACUUGAAGCAGGUCUGCUCAGGAGAGCAGCUUGCUAUUCUGGACAAGAACAUCCUCCAUUCCUUUGUACAGCUCCGCCUUGACUACAGAUCCGCUCGCCUCGGCCGCCACUUCAGCUGAGAGCACGGAAGAAGCAAAACCCAAGUGUUUGCUGGGACUUGGCCUCCUAGAGAGCAUAGUGGCAGCUUUUUCUGAGGGUGGGGUGGGGGCUGGAUUGGGGAGGGGGCUAGAGAGAGAGAGCGAGCUCUUGGUAGAAAAAUGUCCAGGUGUAACUUAAACUGGUCCUUUCCAUUUGUCCUCUUUUCUUCUUCCGUGUAAAAUAAACAGCCUCCAGAAAUUUAGAUUCUGCAAAAGCACUUCCUAUUGCCUGUUCAUCGGAACGCCACGUGGCCAGUCUUUCUGACUUGCUGUCUUCUGAAUGAAUUAAAUAAAUAAAAACAAAUAAAUACGUUUUCAGCACUGGUUCAAAAAUAA